CUAUCUAGCACCGGAUGAUGUCAUCGUGGGAGCAAUAAAAGAGCUUUUUAUGAGAGUCUGAACAUCACAUUGGUUUGGCAAAUGUGCAUAUUGAAUCGAGUCGAGUUGAGACAACAAGAACAAGAAGAACAGCAAAAAGGAAAAUAACAU
Molecule: messenger RNA, 150 nt
Organism: Chironomus riparius
Lineage: Eukaryota; Metazoa; Arthropoda; Insecta; Diptera; Chironomidae
Source: the annotation of a GenBank genome assembly